AUGGCCAACGCAUGCAAAGUUAUCUCUUCUCUGCUCGCAUUUGGUCUUAUUGACCGAUGCUGUGCGGACGACAAUGUUACAACAGUAACCUACACGCCCAUUACCGAGGAAUGGACCGGCUCCGGGACCAACCUGACCGUGACCUUUGAUAUCAGCAAAUCAAAUCAGAACUCUUGCUCCCUCGUGUAUGGCACCGACUCUGACGGGACCUAUGUCGAAGGGUAUGCGUACGAGGCCACAACGAGUGGUGAGAACUGUGACACGACUGCGGAGAAGAAGACUAUCCUUUCUAUCAUGUCUAUUUUCAAAUUCGUUUCAUGGCCCCGCAAUGUGGCAGUGAGGGAAUUGAGAGUUUUGUGCAAUAUGCGAGUGACGUUUGUAUUUGCUUCGUUGGCAGCGAUCCAGCCGGUCGUCUGUCAAUCUAGUUUUAACGGGGCCGGAGACUAUAACCUGUCAACGGCUACGAGGAGCCCCCAUUCACAAGACUUAAACCCUGAUGGCAGUCAUCCCUCGAGGCGAUUUGGAGAAUGGAUACUAAAGCGCGAUACCACGAUAAUUUCGGAUGCAGUUACGUCGACCACCGCUACUGAGACUGUGACAUCCGUGACAACGACCAGCCGUUCCGAUGCAACGACAACCUCAGAAUCCACGACUACAUCGAGCACCUCGACGACCGCUUCCUCAUUUACGACAACCACUGCAGGAACAACGACAACAUCCAGUACCUCCAGCACCACCACCACAUCAUCCUCAUCGACAUCCACCGCUGCCUCAACCACAACAAACACAGCAACGACGACAACGACAACCUCUACAACCACACCAUCCCCUACCGAAUCUGCUGAAUUGAAAGAAUGGAACCACCGCGGCACCAUCGCCGCCAUCGUAACCUUCAGCAUCCUCGGAUCCUUCUUCGUAUGCGCCUGCAUCGCGCGAUGCUUCCGCAAUCGGGUGAAGAAACGGCGUAUCGAGACGAGGGAUCAACCUGAUCAAGAAUCUUCGCUCUCCAGGUUGGCCCCGAGGCCCGAGAACGGAACAUCAGCGAGCCAAUUGAAGGUGGAUCGCGAGUCCAUCAUGUUCUGCGAUGAGAGGAGCGUGCCGUCUUUGUCGGGGCAACCCUGUUGGCAGGGGUCUAUAGGACAUUCGUCCAUGCCGUCCGAGGAUAUGGGUCGGUCUAUGAGUAGUGGAAGGCAUACGCUGUUGGGUGUGAGGGAGCAGCAUGGGACAGCGGAGGUGUGA
Molecule: messenger RNA, 1239 nt
Organism: Aspergillus novofumigatus IBT 16806
Lineage: Eukaryota; Fungi; Ascomycota; Eurotiomycetes; Eurotiales; Aspergillaceae
Exons: 4
Coding region: 1-1239 (412 amino acids)
Source: RefSeq, a predicted model, not a curated record